GCCGCAUCCUCUCACCAGCCACGGGCUCUCCUCGUCCAUUUAACAACAAAAACACAGCAACACUCGCUGUAUUUGAGGGAUCAGGGCAGAUGCACAACCACCAGGCUGGAGCGGCUCUGAUCAGCUACUAUGGAGCAACAAGCCCAAGCUCAGGAUGGAGACAUGUGCAAGUUCGUGCAAAACAACUCUUGGAGCGUAUUCAUGACAAAGGUGUUUCUGUAUUAAAGGGAAACAAGGAAGAAAAAGAGGGGAGAGCGGCAGAGACUGUAAAUCCACUCAAGUUUCUCUUUUUUUUUUGGAAGAUGAAACCACUAAUUCAGUCUGCAAUAACACAAAGAAAAUGCACCAAGAGAGCGCAGUGCUGAUAACAAACGCAAGUCACACCUGAGCUCAUACUGCCUCCCUGUUCAGCAACAGUACGUUAAUGGUUGGAACUGCCCGCCCCAACCUACAUUACUGCCCCCGCAGAUACAGCCUGAUGAUCACCGGUGCCAUGGGAGCGGUGCGGGUCAACAGAUACAGCAUCGUUUCCACAGAUGAAGAUGUCCUGAAGAUCUCCAGCCUGGGCCUCCACAACGGACACAGUCCUCUGAGCCAGCAAACGCUAUCCGGGGCCUGCAUGCGAGGUGAGGAAGGAGGAGGGGGAGGAGGAGAGUGUCCAGGAAGCGAUGACGGAAGAGGGGCUCUGUCUCUGAGGGUGACAAAUGAUCCGAUUGUCCACAACAGCUGCCGAGCUUCACCUUCGUGCCGCCUGGGCCUGGAUCUGGGCACCGGGCGUGUGCGCAGUCGCUUUGUGAAGAAGAAUGGCCAGUGCAACGUGGUUUUCAACAACAUGGAGGAUAAACCACGGCGAUACCUGGCUGACAUCUUCACCACUUGUGUGGACAUACGCUGGCGCUACCUCCUGCUCAUCUUCACCACCACCUUCCUUCUGUCUUGGCUGCUGUUUGGCCUGAUCUUUUGGGGAGUGGCAUACGCUCAUGGAGACUUUGACAUUCGCAUCCCUGAUAAGGACGGAGAUGCUCGAAGUAGCACAGAGGAAGGAAAAACCGAGCGGCGGCCAUGUAUUCUCCACAUCCAGGGUUUCAUUGGGGCAUUCCUCUUCUCCAUAGAGACCCAGACCACCAUUGGAUACGGUUUCCGGUGUGUAACCGAAGAGUGUCCGUUUGCAGUGGUGACCGUUGUGGUGCAGUCCAUUGUGGGCUGCAUUAUUGACUCCUUCAUGAUAGGGACCAUCAUGGCAAAGAUGGUGCGGCCCAAAAAGCGGGCGCAGACCUUGCUGUUCUCGCAUCACGCUGUCAUCGCUCUGCGAGACGGGAAGCUGUGCCUCAUGUGGCGCCUGGGGAACAUGCGCAAAAGCCACAUUGUAGAGGCCCACGUCCGUGCUCAGCUCAUAAAGCCCUACGUGACUGCAGAGGGCGAAUACCUCCCCUUGGAGCAAACGGACAUUGAUGUCGGCUACGACGACGGACUGGAUCGGCUGUUUCUGGUGUCGCCCCUGGUGGUGGUCCACGAGAUCAACAAGAACAGUCCUCUGUAUAACCUGAACCGCAAUGACCUGCAGAAGGAGGACUUUGAGAUUGUGGUCAUCCUGGAGGGCAUGGUGGAGGCGACAGCUAUGACUACUCAGGCUCGCAGCUCUUACUUGGCCAAGGAGAUCCUUUGGGGUCACCGCUUUGAGCCUGUGGUGUUUGAGAAGGGCGACCGCUACCAUGUGGACUAUUCCCGCUUCCAUAAGACCUAUGAAGUGCCAUCUACACCUAUAUGCAGUGCCAGGGAACUGAACCAGAUGAUGGGUCACAGGGGGCACUCCUCAUCCUCCAGCUCGAGCUGCUCUCAGUCCCCAUCGCCGUUUGCUCCGAGGGCGAGCCAUCGCCUGCUGGGCUCACACUCCCCCAGCGCUUUCUGCUAUGAGAAUGAGGUAGCUUUGUGCUGUGGGGAUGAUGAGGAUGAGAAGGAUGCGAAGGAGGAGCUGGGCGAUUUAGGUUUCAAGGAGACAUUUGUGGAAGAGCAGAGAGUGGAGAUGUUAUGUGUUCUGGACACAGAAAAUCAGAUCAGCCUUGACAGACUACAGCCUGCUCUACCUUUAUACAUAAGCAGAGAGUCAGGAGUUUAAUCAAUGGUAAUGGCUGCUCUUCCAUUUAUUUCCUCUCUUUGCGUGCACCCAACCAAAGUAUUGAACUCUUGUAAAAAAUAAAAGCUGGCGAACGCAAUUUAAAGCAUACACGUGGAGGUCUUGCGAAAAUACACAGCUUUUAGUUCACAUGGUUUCAGAUAAUGCACACUUUCAGUGUAACAUCAACAUCUGUCGAACCGCACAGCUCAGCUGCUCUUAAACACGGUGACGAGGUAAUUCUCUUCAAUCACGAGUUACCCUGAAAAUUCAAUUGCUUACUUGUCUGUUUCUGUGUGACCUGUGUUUUAGGUGCAACUAAGCUUUGUGUUAUUGAUUUCCAUUCAUUUUUGUUUUUGUAAAUAUGAUAUAAUUUUCUUUUAACUUUAUAAUGAGUUGACAUGAUAUGCAGAUAGCUACAGGAUAAAAAUAAGUAAGCAUGACGCAGAUGCUUCAAACUUUAACACACUUGUUUUCUUUGUGUAAAAAUAAAUGACUUCUGUAUUUUCAUCUUCUGUCUUCUUGCCUGAAUUCUGCUGCAUUUCACAUCUGAUAAGUAAGCACUUCUCUCUUUUUUCUUUCAGAAUUCAUCACUGUAUAUUCUUUAGCGCUAACAAAGCACAGAUAAAAUCCAGAACCACACGAUACAAUUCAAACCUGUGCACACGACGAACAAGCACUUUAUUCUUACUUUUUUUCAACAAACACAAACACUUUGCAACUGUGUGAUGUUUUGUAUGAACAA
Messenger RNA from Oreochromis aureus, 2858 nucleotides. Its product is annotated as inward rectifier potassium channel 4-like. The transcript is spliced from 4 exons. Bases 425 to 2116 code for a protein of 563 amino acids. Gene Ontology annotation, molecular function: inward rectifier potassium channel activity. Gene Ontology annotation, cellular component: plasma membrane. NCBI's taxonomy places the organism in Eukaryota, Metazoa, Chordata, Actinopteri, Cichliformes, Cichlidae. Gene Ontology annotation, biological process: potassium ion import across plasma membrane; regulation of monoatomic ion transmembrane transport. The record is from RefSeq and is a predicted model, not a curated record.